CAUCCGGCCGUGGGGUUUAAAGGUCAACUAAGGACUAGACUGCAGAACAGGGAGUUGGCUCCACCCUCAGCCAAGGGAGCUCCACCUUUCUCUCUCCCCCCCCCCGACCCCCGCGCAAAGCAUGCUGGUAGUCAUGGGUUGCGCGAGGCCGUAGGCCCACCACGCUAUAGGACGGGUCUAUUGCUUUGCGUUUUCCUCCCAACUUCGGUACUUCCGGGAUAUCGGGUCCCUAGUAUACGCCGUCGAGAUUCCAGCUUGCUUGUCCCUGUCCCUAUGUAGGCGGACCAGACCCUGAGCUUCCAUCCUGAGCCAUCGGAUCCCACCGCGCACCGGCCAUGCAUGGGAAGCUGCUGCCGCUGGCCGGCCUCUAUCUUGUGCAGGGUCUGCCCUAUGGACUGCAGUCCAGCUUGCUGCCCAUUUUAUUGCGGGCCCGUGGCCUUUCCCUAACGCGCGUGGGUCUGACUAAGGGAUUGUAUGCUCCAUGGCUAUUGAAGCUGGCAUGGGCACCGUUGGUGGACAGGCGGGGCUCCCCGCGGGUGUGGUUAACACUCAGCACAGUGUCCCUGGGCCUCGUGUGCGGACUGCUGGCUGUGUUGCCUCCCUCGCAAGCUAGCCAGACAGGGCUGCCCACCACCGUGAUGGGGCUGCUGCUGCUGCUGAAUCUGGGUGCAGCAGUGCAGGAUGUGGCUCUGGACACACUCGCAGUGCAGCUCCUGGAGCCAAAGGAGUUGGGACCUGGAAACACUGUACAGGUGGUGGCUUACAAGCUGGGAUCCGCACUGGCUGGGGGUGGGCUGUUGGUCCUCUUCCCCACCCUCUCUUGGCCAUUGCUCUUUCUGCUCCUAGCUGCCACCUACUGGUUGGCUGCUGCCUUAGCCUGGGCUGCACCAGCUUUGAGAAGGCUGCCAGGGCCUCAGGUCUCUGAGCAUACCCCCAACACCUCUUAUGGCCUACAAGAUUUGCUGGUUGUGCCUGGAACCCUCUGGACGGCAGGCUUUGUGCUCACCUACAAGCUGGGUGAGCAGGGUGCUGGCAGCCUGUUUCCACUUCUUCUGCUGGACCAUGGUGUUUCUGCCUCAGACAUGGGGCUAUGGAGUGGCUUGGGUGCUGUGACCUGCUCCAUUGCUGGCUCCUCCUUGAGUGGGGCUCUACUGGCCAGGCACUGGCCGCCACUGUCCCUGUUGAGAUCAGUGCUGCAGCUUCGCCUUGGGGGUUUGGCCUGCCAGACUGCUCUGCUCUUCCACCUCAACACCCCAGGGGCUAGGCUGGAUCCUGGCACAGUCAUGAGAGGGGCAGCUUUGCUGAGUAUAUGUCUACAACAAUUCCUGGGGGGUGUGGUCACCACUGCCACAUUCACUGUGAUGAUGCACUGCAGCCAGUUGGCACCCAGAGCCCUGCAGGCCACGCAUUACAGCUUCCUGGCCACCCUGGAACUGUUGGGCAAGCUGCUACCAGGUACCUUGGCUGGAGUGCUGGCUGACGGCCUGGGGCCACAUCUCUGCUUUGCCGCCUUCCUUGUACUCUCAACCCUACCUGUCCUGGAUCUCAGCCUGGCACCUAAUAACCUGACCUGAGCUGGAUGUUAGGGCUGUCUAUA
Molecule: messenger RNA, 1597 nt
Organism: Acomys russatus (golden spiny mouse)
Lineage: Eukaryota; Metazoa; Chordata; Mammalia; Rodentia; Muridae
Gene: Slc33a2
Product: major facilitator superfamily domain containing 3
Exons: 5
Coding region: 336-1574 (412 amino acids)
Biological process (GO): transmembrane transport
Cellular component (GO): membrane
Molecular function (GO): transmembrane transporter activity
Source: RefSeq, a predicted model, not a curated record